AUGAGCAAGUCAGAACUCUACAAGGCAUAUGUUAGCAAAGGUCCUCAUGCUAUGUACUGUGAUAUCAUGUCAGAUCAGAAGUUGCGACCUGCGGCGGAGUUGAUUGUGAGAAUCUCCAACCCACUCCAUUUGAAAUACGCGGAAGACCUGGAAACACAACAGCAAGGUUCAACAGCCAUAUUGGAAUGGAAUGCUUGCAGGGCCUUGGGUGGUUCAAUGCCAACAGUGACGAGGAUUUUGUAUGCUCAGUCCAGUUCUGAAUUAUGUUCUGCUAUGCGGAUUUCCUCGCGCUGCCGGCCGCCGUUACCCUAUGAUGCUGUGAACUUGGAAGAUGACAUCACGCUUGUCCAAAAAGCAUCAGACUUUGCAGUGAACUUGGCUGCCAACUUUGCCUGGAGUGAACAGUUUCCUCAAUUGACGUUGCCACUAGCUGCAGCUUCACUUUUGUCUCAAGAUCCAGUUCGAAGAAAAAUUGGCAUGAAACACCUCAAAAGGCUAGUCACCGCGAUCACACGAGCAGAGAUGCAGGUGAAGAAGCAGCCAGAACUUGAACAAGUCCUGAAAACACUGGCAUUUCAGGAGGAGACACUUGCCCGUGAGGUCAUGACGCAUCUUUCACGCGGGCAGUUCAAGCUAGAUUCCAGUGGAACACGGGAUUGCAUACAGGUUAUGACGGAACUGUGUUCUGGAACAUCAUCCACAAAGGAGCUGUUGGAAAGCACUUUUGCUCACUUGUCGUACAUUGUCUCUGGUGCGAACAAGAACAAAGUCACCUCACCUGCGGCAUUGUGGAUCUAUGCAUCUGCCAGCCCCUACGUUGCCAAAAGUGGAAUGCACCAAAGCUUGCCAACAGAGGCUGAAUGGGUUCGUGCUACGUCUGAUUUUGGGAAAAGCAAGCAAGAGAUGUAUCAGCUCUUCAGUGGUGCUUUCAAGUCAGCUAAGACAGACCUUCCUUCUGCUCCAGAUGUUCACCUUCCACGAACGAGCAAGGGACUAGUGAAAACUGAAUGGAGGCUGUCUGGACCAGCUAGCCACUACAAAAGUAGUGCAGCAGCAGCCUACUUGCUCUUCGAUGCUCCCAACUUUGCCAAUGCGUCAUUUGCUUGGGCAGGUGUUUUCCUGCAGCGGGGCUGCUUCUUCUAUGACACGGUGGGAGACCAGUUCUUCCUCAGCUUAGGCUUCCAACAGUGGGCAGCACUGGGUGUGGAAAUGAAUGUGAUGAACAUUGCUGGGAAGGAGUAUCUCACGUUCAACACCGAGAAUGAGGAUGUUCACUUUUUGCACAACUUCUCCUUUGAUGAGACCUGCAAAUGGAGGUAUGUCUCACAUCGGAUCCUCCCUCCGGCCUGCUUGCCAGAUGCGCUCCCAGUUGGUGGCACUGCUUUUGAGGUCCUGGAUCGAGAUCAGUGGAUUGCGCGGGGAGCACUUCAAUCUGGGCUGAACCUCACUAUCGAACGAUUAAGGAAUGUGUGCACUGCCGUCAAGUGCAAGUUGCCACAGAGGGGGACUGGGAAGGGCGGUCGUAUCAAGAAAAUUGACAUAGUGCGGGCCUUGGUGAACCACUUGUGGCCAGAUGAGUCUGAAGACUUUGUCAAAGACAUCGUGCGCAAAAUGAUGGGUGAAUCCAAGGGUGACUUUGACAUUUCUGUUCUUGCCAUGGUGUCUGGGCUGGACACAGAAGAUCAAGAAUCUUUCGAACGAAUGAAGCAGGAUGCCAUGAAACAACUGGAAAAGAAGCUUUAUGGUCAGGGUGUUGAAGCAGGGCUGCAACAAGCCAAGAAACAAGGCAUCAGUGAGCAGAAAGCAGCAAGUGAUAUGAAGGAGAAGGCCGACGCCACAGCUGCAAAACUGACUGCAGAGAAGGAGGAAACCGACAAAAGCGCUGCAAUGAAGCAGUGGAAUCUCACCCCGCCUGAGCUGCGGCAGCUUCUUCCCGGCAAUGGCUCCAUCAGCGACACCAAGAAACUUCAGAGUUGCCAGAGGUCAUUUCCAACCAAUCAGUGCCCGAAAGCGAUAGAUGCACUAUCCACCGUCCUGAACUUUGCCUACAAUCGCUGGAAUGAGCUGAACCCCAAUGACAAAUACGAGAUGUUCCUCGCCAUUGAUUUUGUGUUUGGUUUGUGCUUUGUAUUGUUUUGUGUUUUUUACAUACAAUGCGUUCCAACUAUUAUUUUGAGCGUGUGAUCUCAUUGGAUGGGACUGGUGAAGCUGGAGUGUUUCACUGGGUACGUUUUUUGAAACUCAUAUGACAACUAUAUAUUAUGACUUUAUAUUUUACACACUAAAUAUUUAUAUCAUUGUGGUAGUGGCCGCUUUGUGCCCAGGCCAUCCAAGCAAACGCUGCGUGACCACAUCGCGACACUGUCUCUCUCCGAUGAGUUGGUCGGUGAACCAUAACAGGUGGUUCUGACAGUCUGAUCCAAUUUCCUCAUCCCAGGGUUCCAGAAACACCCAUGACGACAUCGCACUCCAUGACAUUUGCCAGAGAUUCUGUCAGUCAGUACUUAAAAAGCACUUCUCUGUUAUUGAUGGACACCUGGGUGGUGCACGUGCGGUGUCGCCCAAAUAUGUUUUUAUGAGCUUCUUACUUUCCCUGAAUUGAAUUGAACGUAUUU
Durusdinium trenchii is the source of this 2615-nucleotide messenger RNA. Lineage: Eukaryota; Dinophyceae; Suessiales; Symbiodiniaceae. The record is from the annotation of a GenBank genome assembly.